AUGGUGAACUCCCUCCCGCAAGAGGAAUCCCUCAAUGACUUCGGUAUGGCUGCGGUGUUAAAUCCCGACGGCAGUAUUGACCCAACCAGCACAUCUCAUCACCACCUUACUGGAACACUUCCUUUUAUGGCUCUCGAUGCAUUACAACCUCCUCUUUCGAAAACACCGCCGGAUCCAUCGAACGUCCAUCAUUAUCACUAUGAUCUGGAAUCACUCUUCUACAUUUCGAUAUGGGCCGCUACCCUAUAUGAUCUCGAAGGUGGUCAUCGGAUUGCUCCCAAGGAAAAUUUCUUGUUCAGCGGUGGAGUAUGGGGGGUGAAGUUUCCAUCUGUGACGCCAAAUUAUCUCUUCAUUCGCGCGACCUAG
Psilocybe cubensis is the source of this 366-nucleotide messenger RNA. RefSeq lists its product as uncharacterized. Lineage: Eukaryota; Fungi; Basidiomycota; Agaricomycetes; Agaricales; Agrocybaceae. The record is from RefSeq and is a predicted model, not a curated record. The transcript has a single exon. Bases 1 to 366 code for a protein of 121 amino acids.